CGCCGAGCGGAAUCACAUAGAACCUCACUGACCAAGUUAAAGGACCGGAGCCAUCUAGCAUUGCCGUAUACCAUGCUCUCUCCUUUUCUCCGCAGGGCAGUUCCCGCAUCGAGGUCCAUUACAGCCUCUUUCCUCGCUUCGAAAUUCCAACGACGGAGAUGGACAACCGUAACCACCACCUCCGACGCGCUGACGAUCCACAAGCUAAAGAACACUUCAUUUCCAUACAUAUGGCUCAGAGACUCUUGCCAAUCUCCAGAAUGUAUUCACCCGUCAACCAAGCAGAAACUUCACCGUACAUCCGAUGUCCCCAUGUCCAUCGCGCCCGUGACGGAAGGUGGUGUCCAGGUUACCAAGAAUGGUAUCGCCAUCACCUGGACGGACGGACACAAGUCUUUCUUUCACGCAAAUUUUUUGGAGCGCCAUGCCUUUCCGACGAAGCUUGCAGAGUCUCACCACGACCACUGCAUUGUGCAUGAGGCUUGGACGAAUGAAUCCAUCUCUGAGUCCCGGGAUCUCUUCAUCCCCUAUGAUACUAUCAAUAGUCCCGAAGGGCUUGUUAAGGCGAUUACUCAGCUCUCAAAGUACGGCUUGCUCUUUGUUUCCGGGGUUUCCAAUAAGGAGACUUCGAACAACGCGUGUGAGCUACGUGUAUUGGCUGAAAAGUUUGGUGAAAUUCGCCCGACAUUUUAUGGACCUCUAUGGGACGUGAUCAAUGUGCGGAAUAGUAGAAAUAUUGCGUAUACUAACCUAGAUCUUGGACUUCACAUGGAUCUCCUAUAUUUCCAACAUCCACCGCGAUAUCAAAUUCUCCACUGUCUUCGCAACCGCGUUGUUGGAGGAGCCUCCAUUUUUGUAGACUCCUUACACGCCGCGCGCGUCCUCCGCGAUACUCAUCCCAACGACUUCGACACUCUCACAAAGACCCCCGUCGCUUUCCAUUACAUCAAUGACGGACACCAUCUUCAUCACAACCAUCCUACCAUUGAGCUGGCGCCCCUAUCAACACUAUCCUCCCCUUCAUCCGAGCUCGAGAUAUCGCACGUCAAUUACUCACCACCGUUCCAAGCCCCGCUUCCGCUCAGCACGUCGAGAGAAUUCUAUCUCGCUCUACAACGAUUUUCGAAACUAUUGAACGAUCCCCAGAACACGUAUGAGUAUACCCUUCGUGAGGGCGACGCGGUGUUGUUUGAUAACCGCCGCGUCCUGCAUGCACGAACAGCGUUCACUGAUCCGGGAUCUGAACCGGGUAAAAAAGGAGAGACGAAUAGGUGGUUGAAGGGCUGUUAUCUCGAGGCGGAUGGCUUGGUUGAUCGUAUGAGGGUGUUACGGACGAAGAUUGCGACAGGACUGAUUUAA
Molecule: messenger RNA, 1359 nt
Organism: Laccaria bicolor S238N-H82
Lineage: Eukaryota; Fungi; Basidiomycota; Agaricomycetes; Agaricales; Hydnangiaceae
Product: gamma-butyrobetaine hydroxylase
Exons: 2
Coding region: 73-1359 (428 amino acids)
Biological process (GO): carnitine biosynthetic process
Cellular component (GO): mitochondrion
Molecular function (GO): oxidoreductase activity
Source: RefSeq, a predicted model, not a curated record